This is a messenger RNA of Drosophila albomicans, 1936 nucleotides long. It is a transcript of the gene Traf-like, whose product is annotated as TNF receptor-associated factor 3. Gene Ontology annotation, molecular function: ubiquitin protein ligase binding; tumor necrosis factor receptor binding. Bases 197 to 1654 code for a protein of 485 amino acids. The transcript has 7 exons. Gene Ontology annotation, cellular component: plasma membrane signaling receptor complex; cytoplasmic side of plasma membrane. Gene Ontology annotation, biological process: protein K63-linked ubiquitination; regulation of canonical NF-kappaB signal transduction; tumor necrosis factor-mediated signaling pathway. NCBI's taxonomy places the organism in Eukaryota, Metazoa, Arthropoda, Insecta, Diptera, Drosophilidae. The record is from RefSeq and is a predicted model, not a curated record.
CGCCCUGAUCCCAGAGCGCUAUUAACAAGCUGUUGUGUUGUGUAGUUUUCAUAGCGAGUCGCGUUAGGUUUACCGAGUGACUAACUUUUGUGUUUUCGGGGCGGUUAACUCACAUAACGACCAAAAAGCAUUCCAGUAUUUGCCCUCGCCGUGUGGUGCAGAGCAGUGCGGUGUUCCCUCCCCCACCGUUCUAAGAAUGUCACUCAACGGCAACAGCAAGAGCAACAACAAUAGCAACUCCCAAAGCAAUAACAAAUCAAUGACUGAGGAUCGACGAUCAUCAUCGCAGCCCAAGUCAACGACCAUCAUCAAAUACGAAAAGUCAUCGUGUCUAUUCUGCAACGAAUGGUUCGAUGCGCAAACUUUUACGGAACACCUCAUCCACUGUGGACAGGUGCUGGAGGAGUGUCCCAACAACUGUCAUGUGUUCAUACCACGUAUUCGCAUGCGUUCGCAUCUCAAGGAAUGUCCGCGCAACAAGCCGCCGGCGCCGCAGCAACGUUUAAGCGUCAGCAUGGAACGAUUGGAUCAGCAUGCCGAUCAUCGGGUCCAGGUGCUGGAACAGGAUAUUACCACUAUACGUUCGGUGCUGAACGAGGAGAUACGACAGCGUUUGCAUUUGAUCACCGAUGUGGGCAACAUACGCAAGCACAAUCAGGUCGUCGAGGAUUGGACACGCGACACCGAUGAGAGCAUCAAUGAGCUGCGGCGUCAGCUGGAGGAGGAGGGCGCCCAGCGGGUCUUUGCCACCGAACAAAAUCAAGUGGACACGCAAUACUGUUGCAACGUCACACAGUCCCUAAAGGAUCAGGUCGAGCUGAAGCUGGACGAUAUGCAGCAGCACAUCAAUCAGUUGUCGGCAGACGUGAGCUACCAUCAGAAUCAACUCAACGAUAACAUCAUCAAACUUGAGGAGCUUGUCUUUGAAAACGAGCGUUUAAAUCGGGACAAAUUCGCGCAGAUCGAGCAAUUUCUGCAGGAGAUCAAUGAGGACGUAAAGACGAGAUUGGGAACCAGCAGCGAAUUUGCCACCUCCAAACAGGCGACACUCGAUUACGAGGUGAAGAACGUCAAGAGUAUGGUCUGCGAGACGGAAGAACGCAUCGAGAAGCUGCAGGUGAUCGUGCAGGAUCUGGACAAAUCACUGCAUCAGACCAUGCAGAAUAUAUCCGAUAUUGAGAAUCAGCUGGCAAUGCAGCAGCGCAUUGCAAGUGUACAAAAUAUACGAGGUCAUUUAAUUUGGCGCAUCAAGGACUACUCAAAGAAACUGGAGGAGGCCAAGCAAUACGAUACCAUACUCCACAGCGCGAUGUUCUCCAAUAAAGCCUUCGGCUAUGCCCUGCGCCUCGACAUAUACUUGAAUGGCAAAGGGACGUGGAAGGGACGCAAUUUGAUUGCCUGUUUGAAUGUGUUAUCCGGCGAAUACGAUCCACUGUUGAAUUGGCCGUGUCGACUGCAGGCGGAGAUCAUAAUACGGGAUCAGAGCAGCAUAUCGCUGGAGGCGCAGGACUAUGUGAAGACGAUCUAUGUGCGCAAGAAGAGCGAUGACUACAUCCAGAGCAAUCAGUAUUUUCAUAUACCGCACAAAGUGAUCACCAGUCGCAACUAUCUGCGCAACGAUUCAUUGUUUGUCGAGGUGCGAGUGUUAAAGUAAAAUCACACACACAGAGAGAUACCACAUAGAAGUUUCUCAUUUAUUUAUUUGCGAUUUUAUUCACAACAAAUAUUGACUAAUUGAAUUGCAUAAUGACGAACAAUAUAGAUUGAUUUGGCAUCUGUUUUUGUUACCUUUUUCUAUGCCCAACAACACCAAAAAUGAAGACAAAUUAUGGUGGCGGCUAGUGAAAGGCGCGCUGUGAGCACCUUUAUUUAAACAAAAAAAAAAAAAAAUUACAACAUUUAAAAUACGAAUUGACAUUUAACAUUUGACCGACAC